Molecule: messenger RNA, 1477 nt
Organism: Cylas formicarius (sweet potato weevil)
Lineage: Eukaryota; Metazoa; Arthropoda; Insecta; Coleoptera; Brentidae
Product: venom serine carboxypeptidase-like
Exons: 2
Coding region: 61-1446 (461 amino acids)
Biological process (GO): proteolysis
Molecular function (GO): serine-type carboxypeptidase activity
Source: RefSeq, a predicted model, not a curated record
GUCGUUUCAAAACACAUUAAGUGAUUUCCACAAAGCAUACAAAAGACUGUUGAAAUCGGAAUGAAGAACAGAGUGUGGUCAUUGCUCAUUGGCGUUCAGCUUAUACGAUCGGCUUACUCCUACCGUUACGGUCAUGGACCUCCCGUAGAACAGUUCGAAGUAUCAAACUCAUCCGGGGACCCGCUGAUUUUAACCCCCUUAUUAGAAAAUAAUCAAAUUCAAGAAGCCCAACAGGCCGCACAAGUGAACUACUCCGGAUUUCAAGAUAUUGUCAGCUACGCGGCUUAUUUCACAGUCGACAAUGUCCACAACUCUAAUCUCUGGUUUUGGUACUUCCCGUCUGAAAAUGAUACCAAAAAUGACCCAGUGGUUCUAUGGUUACAGGGUGGACCUGGAUCAUCGAGUUUAUUUGCGCUGUUCACAGAAAACGGCCCUUUCAAAGUGGAUGCCAAUUUGAACGUGAGCAUUAGAGAAAUUCAUUGGUCUAUCUCCCAUUCGGUCCUUUACAUCGACAAUCCUGUCGGUACAGGAUUCAGUUUCACUAAUGACGACGGAUACGCUCAAAACGAGACCAAAGUCGGCAGCGAUUUGUACAGCGCGCUAGUACAGUUCUUCACGUUGUUUCCCGAUCUUCAACAGAACGACUUUUACAUUUCCGGCGAGUCUUAUGCUGGAAAAUACGUACCGGCGCUCGCUCGUACCAUUCACCAAAAUAACCCAUCCGCUACCCUCAAAAUUAAUUUGAAGGGGCUGCUGAUAGGCAAUGGAUGGACCGAUCCAGUCAAUCAGUUAGAUUACGGCGAGUACCUUUAUCAAGCCGGAAUUUUUGACGUACACGACAAGGCGACCAUGGACGGAUACGAGGCAGAGGCAAAAAGGCUUAUAGAGGCUGGUCAAUUUGUAGACGCUGUUAACUACACGGACAACCUUAUUUUAGAUGCUAUAUCAAACGUCGGAAUUGCUGACAUUUACAAUUACCUGAAUAUUGAAGCUGAUCCCAACGAACGCAAGUACGAGCAAUUCGUUCAAACUGUCGUACGCGAUGAAUUGCACGUCGGCGGUACAGUGUUUGAUAACGGCGACAAUGCUUACGACAAUCUAAAAAACGAUAGCACUCAAAGCGUAGCGCCUUGGGUUGAAGAACUACUCUCGGAAUAUCCGAUACUUUUGUACAGCGGGCAAGUAGAUACUGUGUGUCCGUAUCCCCUAAUGGUGAAUUACAUCCAAAAACUGAACUUCAGUGCUGCCCAGGAGUAUCAAUCCGCCCUGCGGCAAAUUUGGACCAUCGAUAGCGACGUUGCCGGAUAUAUAAAAACGGCUGGCAAUUUGACUGAACUUUUUGUUCGCGAUGCCGGUCAUUAUGUCGCAAGGGACCAGGCAAAAUGGGCGCUAAAUUUCGUUACUAGGUUUACGAGAGGUCUGCCUAUACAAGAUGACGAUAAUUAAACAUGUAAAGCUAGAUUUAAGUAAACUUUAU